Parasteatoda tepidariorum (common house spider) is the source of this 752-nucleotide messenger RNA. The record is from RefSeq and is a predicted model, not a curated record. NCBI's taxonomy places the organism in Eukaryota, Metazoa, Arthropoda, Arachnida, Araneae, Theridiidae.
UCCUCACCUGUUCGAUGCUCGUGUUGCACUCACCUUUCUGUUGAAAACUCAUUAUUCCUCGUCUCAAAAUCUCUAUUUUGAUUUUGAAGCUACUAUUUCGAAAACGGAAAAGAUGCUGCCAUCAAACAAAAAGAACCUUCGCGAUUCUAGCGAUUCAUCAGAUUAUAUUUCCUCAUCUGAAUCUUCUGAAGAAGAAGAAACAAGUUGCGAUAAAAGAUUUGUAAGGAGCGAUGGACCAAACCCAAAGAUUUCGGACGAACUGUCUGAGUCAGCAGAUCCUCAACCAUCAUCGUCUAAUGAAAAUAGUUCUACAAUUGAAGAAAGAAGAUCAAGAUCAACUGCUAUCAAAAUGAUGAUCUGUCUUGAGCUCGUUAAAAAUGUAACAAUAUUAUUUGCAGUUUUUUUCCUGAUGAUCCUGUUUAUAAUUUGGUAUUUAUAUUUGACUUUCACCCUUUGGAACUGGAUUAACACGUAAGAUACCAUUGGAGGUAGCAUGGUUUUUCAGUAAUAAAAAUUAUCAUCAAUUUCGUUAUUUUCAAUUAUUAUCAGAUCGAUGAUUUGCCUCAAGCUUGUUUAAAAUGUAGCAAUAUUAUUUGAAACUAUUUACUUAAUGAUUCUGUCUCUGAUUAGGUUUUUAUGUAUGACUUAAAAUGUGUCUUGAAUCAGAAUGUACCAAUUUAUGUGCUCACAGUUUUUUAAAUAAAAGCUCUCAUCACUUAAUUACCAUCAUUGACGUUGAUUCAUGAAAAUGA